GCAGCGCACAGUCCUUCUCAGCAUUGCAGUCCCCCCCUCAUUCACACAUUUCUUUAAUAAUAAGCCCUCGCAUCCCGCAAUGUCGGCCGCCAGCACCGAGACUAGUGCCCCGCUGCCCACCGCCGGCAGCCGGGUCUUCUUCCAAUCUGCGCCCGGGGUUGGCUGCGUGGGGUCCGGCCCCAUCACCGGGGACGACCCGGUGCAGAAGAAACAAGGCAAAGUGACAGUCAAGUACGAUAGGAAAGAGCUGCGGAAAAGACUCGUCCUGGAGGAGUGGAUCAUUGAGCAGCUCAGCGAGUUGUAUGACUGUGAGGAGGAGGAGAUGCCAGAGGUGGAGAUAGACAUCGAUGACCUGUUGGAGGUCAACAGUGAUGACGAGAGAGCUAGCAAACUGCAGGAAUCAUUAAUAGACUGCUACAAACCAACAGAGGACUUUGUCCGUGAGUUGCUGGGCAGGAUAAGGGGAAUGAGAAAACUCAGUGCACCAACCAAGAAGGGCCUAUAAUGGCUGUCAUGUCAACAUCAAUCACACAUAAACUACAUCAUCUCAGCUCCACCUGCUUAACCCACUCAACAUGGACUGUCAUCACACAGAAUAACUUAUCAAAAACAUUAGUAACUAUUCUGCAACCUGCAAACAUGCACCAUAAAAUCCAUGCAUAUAGCACAACAAGGUGUAUUAAUAUAUUUGACUGUUGAAAGGUACUUAAGCAAAACAGAGCCAACAUGGUGUAAUCACAUACAGCCAGAUGAAAAUGUCAAAACCCUGCAACGUGCCAGAACUGCAACAGUGCUUUAAACAUGAAUACCACCUAAUUCCAUAAUUCAGAGCCAUGUUAAAACUCCUCAAGCUGAUGCUGUAAUCCCAAACAGCCAUACAGACUAAAACACCAAUAAAUCUCAAAAAGGGAGGUGGUAAAUACAAAUGUUUGUACUGCAGUAGGUGUGAAAUUAGCUGUAGCACUAUGUAAACACAGUGCUUCACUAUUUUGUCUUUAUUUUUACUGAGGUGUUUUGCUGUUACUUCUUUUUAAAAAUGUACUGUAUGUUGCCAUUUAUUGUUCACGUGAUUGAAAUGUGGUCUUCAACAGUUUCUGUUUCUGUCCAACUUUAAAGUCAACCUCCUUACCCUUACUCCGUCAGUGCUAACAAAUGUACGUUUUAUUUUAAGCACGGGGCGUCAAUACAUCAAUUCUGUCAUUUUUGUGAUGUGUAAAACUCUGGAAAGAGCUGGGACAUUUUAGUAAACAAGGCGAAAUUAUGUUAAGAUGCUUUUUACCCUCUGUUCUAGUACAGUUUUCACCACAACAAGGCAUGAUGGGUGUUGUUGUUCUCUAUAUGACACUACAACACCUGUAUGAUUGGCAGCCUUUCACCUACCACGUCACGCAGUGUAGUCCAUUGCUGUCCCUCAUAAAAAAAAAACAUAUCAGUUGGUUGUUUAGGUUUAAGUACAAAGCCCAAACAGUUUAGUUGUUUCUCACACCCGGCUUCACUUAACUCUGCUAACUAGCCUCUCUAAUAGUGGUUGAUGUUGCCUUUAAAGACAUUCAGGAUCAGUUCACCUUUUACUCAGCACUGAACCUUAAUAACUGACAACCUAAAGGCAAAUACGGUUGAGUCAGAGCCUGAAUACAACUUGAAACUUUGACACUUAAACCUGUCAGGUCCUGCCAGGGAAGGUGUGCCAAACUGGGAGCAUUACAUCCUAAAUGUUGUACGUCAGGGAGGCAUUAGUGUGACACAGCAUUUCCACAGAGGUUGUUUGUUAAGUUUGUGAAACAUCAUCGAGUGGGCACAGAGUUUUAGGAUGUUCAAAACUUUUCCAGGUUGCAGAAAAUAAGUUGUAAUUGCAUAAUCCCAGGUUUCAGAGGUGGAUUUAGUUAUUUAUUGUUGUUAAUGACCGUCUGUGCACCAACACGCUCAAAAACCUGUAAGCUCUGGUACAAUCAUGACUAUGUUAUUGGGUUGGGCCCAGUUUCAUUUCCGAGCAGUCAAUCGUGAACCAAUUGGAAUGGAGCAGAGCUAAACCUGCCACACACACACACACAUAUAUAUAUAUAUAUAUAUAUAUAUAUAUAUAUAUAUAUAUAUAUAUAUAUAUAUAUAUAUAUAUAUAUAUAUAUAUAUAUAUGAAUACCCUCAGCUGCCAAAGACAAAAGCAGGGCAAUGUUUGAUUUUAACAUAACACUUGCGAUGCACCCGUCUUGCAUGCUUACAACAGAGAAAACAUUGAUAAAGAGUAUAGAUAUUCUAAACUUAUAAUCAAGCAAAAAAUACUUUUUUGACUUAGCUACCAUGUACGACUUUGUAGAACUUUUUGUGUUGAAACAACGUGACCGUCACGUUGGAGAGAAUCCAGGAAAUUUUAAAAAUGGUGCUGUUUUUGAUGUUCUUCCCAGGUUUCGGUUGUGUAAAAGGCGUUUUCACUGUCGACUGAUGCCAGACAAAUGUGUCUGAAAGAAAUAUGUCUGUCUUUAUUGAUGGAGUGCAUACAGUCUAAAGUGGCAUCCUCCUUGCAUUUCCUCUCCUCAGUCUGAACAGGGCUGUCACUACUCUCAGCUACAAAUGGUUGAUUUGUUUAUAAAGAUCAUAUAUUUUCUGGAUCAGUGAAUAGGAAGGAAAAGUCAAAGAGGAAGCCAUUAUAGUCAGCUGAAAUGCAUCCAGAAUUCAUGUCGAGGUACUCUAUAGGAUUUUCUC
This is a messenger RNA of Toxotes jaculatrix (banded archerfish), 2700 nucleotides long. It is a transcript of the gene ppp1r14c, whose product is annotated as protein phosphatase 1, regulatory (inhibitor) subunit 14C. The record is from RefSeq and is a predicted model, not a curated record. Bases 80 to 505 code for a protein of 141 amino acids. Gene Ontology annotation, cellular component: cytoplasm. Gene Ontology annotation, biological process: regulation of phosphorylation. The transcript is spliced from 4 exons. NCBI's taxonomy places the organism in Eukaryota, Metazoa, Chordata, Actinopteri, Toxotidae. Gene Ontology annotation, molecular function: protein serine/threonine phosphatase inhibitor activity.